Messenger RNA from Oryzias melastigma (Indian medaka), 3075 nucleotides. It is a transcript of the gene il6st, whose product is annotated as interleukin 6 signal transducer. Gene Ontology annotation, cellular component: signaling receptor complex; membrane; external side of plasma membrane. Gene Ontology annotation, molecular function: cytokine receptor activity; cytokine binding. Lineage: Eukaryota; Metazoa; Chordata; Actinopteri; Beloniformes; Adrianichthyidae. The coding region runs from base 178 to 2787 and encodes 869 amino acids. The record is from RefSeq and is a predicted model, not a curated record. Gene Ontology annotation, biological process: cytokine-mediated signaling pathway. The transcript is spliced from 16 exons.
GCCCCUCCGCAUGCUUAGAGAUCUGCGCUCCUUCGUCUGAGCUGCAGGAGUUCGGUCAGACCGGAAAUAGGCGGGUCCCUCGACGAGGACGGGGCUACGGGGGAGACGGAGAGGGGGUCACUGUUACCGACACUACUGAGUUCAGCUGCCAUGGUCCCCUUCAGUUUCUGAGUCAUUAUGGGCUACGUGAGCGCGCUCCCGCUGUGCGCGCUCCUCUUCUUCGCCUGUGGUAUCCUCGCUGACACAAACUUUCAGAGCCACUUGCUGAUGUUCCCACAGAAUCCGGUGAUCGAGAUCGGAACCAACUUCACAGCGACGUGCCUGAUCUUCAACACGACGGAGGUCACCGCCGAUGAUCUGUAUUGGAAACUGUCCGAUGUGAACAUUCCCAGAGAGCAGUACAGGAAGAUCAACAACUCUGCCGUCAGCGUGACAGUCCCCAUCACAAGGGACCGAUCCAUGGAAUGGCUGUUCUGUCUCUGCAACAAAAAGUCCAAUUAUGUGAUUUUGAAUAAAGGGAAAUUCAUGCACGGCCUCUCACUCAGAACCGGCUAUCGUCCGGAGAAACCGCAGAACCUGAGCUGCAUUAGCUUUCAGAGGAAAGACGCCUUCCUCUCGCCCCUGCAGUGUCGCUGGGAAACCACGGGGCGCCAGACCCCGCAUGUGCCUGUCACGUUCACGCUGAAAGUGAUGCAAGUCGUCAGCGCUAAAACGAUCAGUAACUCCACCAAGGCCAGCUGGGCUCAGGUGGAAUUUGAAUCCUACCCCUUUCACACGGAGCUGGAGAUCUGGGUGGAGGCAGUGAACGAUCUGGGAGCAGUGGAGUCCGAGCACCUCAGAAAGGAAGCUCAGCACUUUGUGAAAACAAACCCUCCAGAGGUGAAGGUCCUCUCAGAGAAGAGCUUCCCAACCUCCCUGCUUCUGAACUGGACUACUCCCAUUCCGUCGCCUUACAUCAGAUUGACGUACCAAAUCAGAUUCUGUUCGCCCAAAUCUCCUGGCUGGUCUCAUGUGCCUUUAUCUGACAUUAACGACAAGAUGAACUCCUAUAGACUGCAAGACCUCCGAGCGUACACGCCUUACACAGUUCAGGUUCGCUGCAGUGACGUUGACAACCCCCACGGUUACUGGAGCGAAUGGAGUCGCAACGUCACCAUGAUGACGCCUGGUGACAAACCAUCAAGUCCACCGAAGUUGUGGAGGACCGUGGUUCAGAACGGCACCCGCGAGCGACUAGUGCAGAUCAUCUGUAAGGACCCUGAAUUCUCAAACGAGAAGAUAACGAGGUUUGAUGUGAAGGUUCAAAAGCUGAAGGACGGAGCGUCCAACCAAAGCGAGGGCUGGAAGAGUGUGUUUGUGAACCGGUCGGAGGCCGAGGACGCGGAGAGGAGCAUCACUCUGCUGGAGCAGAUCUCCCUGUCGGAUCUGCAGUCUGUCAGAGUCUCCGCCGUGGCCUUCAACUCUUUGGGGCCGUCUCCUAUGACGACCCUAACCUUCCUGGACAAACCCCAGGACAACCCCCCUGUGGAGGAAAUGGAGGUGUGGCCUCACGAGGGCCAGCUGAUGGUGGAGUGGAAACCCCCUCGCGGGAGACUUCCGUCGGAGUAUGUGGUGGAGUGGCUGAGUGAUGACAGCCUGGACUGGCGGCGAGCCAGCAAGUCCAGCAAACACAUGCUCACAGGGAAGCUGGAGCCCUUCGUGUGCUACACCGUGUCCAUCUAUCCCAUAUACAGUAAAAAGGUCGGAAAGCCGGUUCAGACGCUGGCUUAUGUGGAACAAGGAGCUCCCAAGCAGGGCCCGUUCGUCAAGCUGGACGGCGAACCCAGACACAACGAGGCGUCGCUGGUGUGGGAAGAGAUCCCUCCGCGCUUCAGACGAGGGUUCAUCACAAACUACACUGUCUACUACAAACUAGGGGAGGAGACUCGAGCCGUGUCCGUGCCCGCCAACUCCACGUCGCUGAAGCUGGAGUCUCUGACAAGGAACUCCCACUAUGAGGUGUGGGUGCAGGCCUCCACUGUGGCUGGCUCCACCAACGGCUCCACUCACUCCUUCAUCACCAUGAAAUACGCUCCUGAAAUCAUUGAGGCCAUCUCGCUGGGGGCCGGACUGACCAUUCUUGUGGUUUUCCUGAUUUGCAUCUACAAGAAGGACACCAUCAUGAAGCGCCUGUGGCCUCGAGUCCCUGACGGCAGACAGAGCUCCAUCGGGACCUGGUCUCCAGACUGCUCUCUGAAGGUGGAGCCUCCAAAGGAGAGCUGUGUCUCUGGAAUCAGCGUGCUCGUGUCCAUGUGCGAGUCCCAGAACGGCUUCGAGGAGGACAAGGCCAGCCUGUCCCUGAGGAAGGACAAGUACACUUCAGAGGAGCACAGCAGCGGCAUCGGCGGCUCGUCCUGCAUGUCUUCACCCCGUCAGAGCGUGUCGGACAGUGACGAGGGCGCCGACAUAGCGGACACCACGGCCAGCACCGUGCAGUACUCAUCCGUCGUGGCGUCCAGCGCCUACAAAGGCCAGACGCCCGCCUCUCAGCCGCAGCAUUCCGUCUUCUCCCGCUCGGAGUCGACGCAGCCGCUGCUGGAUUCAGAGGAGCACAUGGACAUGUUUGUGCAGGAGGCGAGCGGACGCUUUGAGCGCCUCCCCCCGCACGACAACACCUGCUCAGAGGUGUUCAGCGCACCGGACGAGGAGCAGCUGGACUGCUGUCAGGAAGCAGACGACCUGCAGGCGGACGGGCAGCCGGCGCCGUCCAGCUACAUGCCUCAGCUGGGAGGCUACAAGCCACAGUGAGGACCCCCCACACGGCUCAGGGGGCGUGUGCCUUCAGUGUUUAGCAGCGACAAUGACUGCAAUCCUCAGCAUUUAAUCUCAGCUUUGAUCUGUAACGAUGCUGCAGCUCAAACUCACCUCAUGUGCACGCCGUCAGCCACGCCCCUUAAAGGGGAACUCGAUCCAGGACACUGGUAAGCACCGCGGAGCAAGGCAUUACUGGUAACUUGCACAGAAGCUUUCUUUCACCUGUAAACACUGCAUUAGAGACGUGCUUGUAAAAGUUCAAUAAAGUUUCUUUUAGCAGUU